AGGGAUGUUAUCAAGUGGUCUUUUUACAGCAUUAUUUGGCAUGGGAUAUUUUUGGAAACUUCACUAUUUUGCAUAUUUUGUCACCAUCCAGAUUUUUUCAGGAUUUUUUCAGAGUUCUGGCUGGCCCAGUGUAGUAGAAUGUGUUGGAAAUUGGUUUGGAAAAGGAAGGCGUGGUUUGAUAAUGGGAAUAUGGAAUUCCCACACAUCUGUAGGAAAUAUUCUUGGGUCUGCUAUAGCUGGUGUAUGGGCAAGUGGUCAGUGGGGCUAUUCAUUUAUUGUGCCUGGCUGCAUUAUAGCUGGAAUGGCCAUCUUUGUAUUUCUUUUCCUUGUUGUUGAUCCCAGCCAUGUAGGCUGCCAACCUCCUCAACAACACACUGAGCCUCUGCCUAAUGAUUCAUCUGUCAGCACAGAAGUUGUUACAGACUCUCAAGAGGGUGAUGACGAAGAAAGACUUUUAAAAGAACCAUGUUCUUAUAGCCCUAAGCCCACUGAAGUGAAAAGAAAUCUACAGGUGCCAAGUGAGUCACAUAUUUCAGCUUCAACUGUAGUGCCACCAUCACAUGGAGAGGCUAGUGCUGUCGGUUUUUGGAGAGCAGUUCUUAUUCCAGGAGUGAUUGAAUACUCUCUUUGUCUGUUCUUUGCUAAACUCGUCAGUUACACGUUCCUGUUCUGGCUACCAUUUUAUAUUGAAAAUACAAGUAUUGGUGGUAAACGGUAUGGUCCAACGACAUCUGCAGAUUUGUCAACUAUGUUCGAUGUUGGAGGAAUCAUAGGAGGUAUCUUAGCUGGAUUUGUCUCGGACAAAACAAAGUGCAGUGGAAUCACAGUUGUUGUCAUGUUGUUCCUCGCGGGGCCAAUGCUCUUUGUGUAUAGAUUUUUUGCCAAUGCAAACCUCAAAGUUAACAUUGCUCUGAUGAUACUCAGCGGCGUCCUAGUGAACGGUCCAUAUGCUUUAAUCACAACAGCGGUAUCAGCUAAUCUGGGUACCCAUCCAUGUCUUCAAGGAAAUACAAAGGCCAUGGCUACCGUCACUGCAAUCAUAGAUGGCACAGGCUCCAUGGGUGCUGCCCUCGGACCGCUUUUAACGGGAAUCAUCUCGCCAACGGGCUGGAACAAUGUAUUUUACAUGCUAAUUUCCGCCGACCUUUUUGCCGCCAUUCUCCUCAGCAGACAAGUAUGGUUUGAAAUAAGUCAGAACUGUUUAAGGCGCAGAGAGCGAGUUCGCCUAGCGUAUUUGGAGUCUGGUCACACCAGUUUGAGAAAUGGUACUACGUAUGAACCUCACGAACGACGUAGCGAAGCGGAGCCACUUCUGCACAGCAGCUAACACAUACUAAUAGAAAUGGAUAAAUGACUCGGAAGUCAAAGAAUUUCUUCACGCAGGUUACUGGUGUUUGGCUUAAAUUUUUACUUUAGAGUUGAAGUACCGACGCGAGCCGACGCAGUUGACAACAAAUCACCAGCCAAUCAGAACCCGGCUUUGACGGUCACGAGCGGGAAAAGAGAGUUCUACAAUCUUUCAUAAUCUUAAAAUACUUGUUCUUUAAUUUAGCCAACGAUUAACAUUGUUGUUAAAAUCCAAGCGCCUCCUUGAAUGAAGAAAUCAUCUUUCUCCUUAAUCGCAGAGUUAAUAAAUUUGUUUUUGAAGAAAUGAAGGGCAAGGCAAACGAAUAUAUACAUCAAAUACGAAUGAAAUAUUUGGGAAGUUUUCUAUAAAUUUUAAGAAGUAUUUCAAUCAUAAUUUACUCAAAAUGAAUGCGAUAAGUGUAAAUAGGAAAUCCAGAUAAUUUUAUACUUAAUAUUCAUUCUCUUGUAUCGCCAUAUCCUUAGAGUGGUGUCGUGUUACAAUGAAACUGGAUAUUUUCAAGAUAGGUAGUAGCCACUUGAGGAGACUACAGGUCUUAGUUUUGGGUAUUUUUAUUUUAAAAAGUGGCUGAGAACAUUCAUAAAGUGGCUUUUGUCAUAGGAAUUGCUACUUUGGUAAUUCGAAUAAUUAUAGUAAAUGUUGACGGUCUUGCAGCAUACAUUUGUGGAAAGGAAUCCGGCAUUCGCCGUAGGAGUUCGGUUGGACACCUAGCCCGAGGCUUUUAGACUGUGAUGGGGGGGAAGGCUUUGAAAUUACGUAAAACGGUUUUGGCGAAAUUUAAAAAGUUUUUAAUGGAAUGCAUCUAUUGAAUGAAAUAAGAGGAAAUAAAAUAUGUUCGUCCAAAUA
Pocillopora verrucosa is the source of this 2212-nucleotide messenger RNA. Its product is annotated as glucose-6-phosphate exchanger SLC37A2-like. Gene Ontology annotation, cellular component: membrane. Gene Ontology annotation, molecular function: transmembrane transporter activity. The record is from RefSeq and is a predicted model, not a curated record. Gene Ontology annotation, biological process: transmembrane transport. NCBI's taxonomy places the organism in Eukaryota, Metazoa, Cnidaria, Anthozoa, Scleractinia, Pocilloporidae.